This is a messenger RNA of Eimeria necatrix, 1518 nucleotides long. RefSeq lists its product as hypothetical. The record is from RefSeq and is a predicted model, not a curated record. Lineage: Eukaryota; Apicomplexa; Conoidasida; Eucoccidiorida; Eimeriidae. The coding region runs from base 1 to 1518 and encodes 505 amino acids. The transcript has 3 exons.
AUGCCUGAUUCUGGUAGAAAGUCAGAUGAAAACGGCGUUUUCAUGGGGGUCAGCCGAGUACCAGGUGUGACCUCGCACCGUGCAGAAUCCCAUGGAGGUGCAACAUGCUCUAUGGCGUCGCGGCAGGACGGUCGCAAGAACCUACCAUCAAAUGGCGGGAAAGAUGACUCAGAGGCCCUCUCAGAGAAUGAAAUACCAUCUGUCGGACAAGAAACAGCACUUACAGGACCACCCAAUGCCAUUAGCUUCGGUUCGCCGGCUGCUGCGGCAAAGCGGCGCGCCUUGGAGAACCUAGGACGACAUUGUAUCCCACAAACGGGAAGACAAGGCUUAGGCAACAAAACAAGACCAUACAUAUCCCUUAGGCGAGCCGAGUCGAGGAAUACCCAGAAAACGUCUUCCAUUUUGAAGCCGGGGGACAGAGUGCUGGAUGUACGUCGGCUUGAUUUCGGACCGACAAAUGGGAGAGGUCGUGGCCGAUCAAGUGCAUGGCGUGAAGUUCCACGCGUCAAAGCCCGUGAGGUUGGGGAUGAAGCCUUAUGGGGAGGAGCAUUUAAAGGACGACCAGACUGGUUGCCUCUGCCUGGUGAGAGAAAGGUCUUCUCUGCACGUUUCUUUGCAGCAUUCGCGCGAUUCGGCAGGUUCUCAGCAAAAGAAGUUAAGCGUUAUUUGCUGGCGUCCUGUUCUUUCGCUUCUGCUGCCAAUUGCGCAGAUAGCACAGUCAACGAGAAGGGGCAGAAGGUAGAUUGGCUUCGACACGCUCUUUACGGUGUGGGGACAUACGUCGAUGUUGAACGUCUCGUUGCUUACGUGCAGCUCAAAUGUGAGGAUAUCCUGUUGCCGCGCCAGUCCCUGAUAGGAGUAUUUGGCCAGAUGAAAGACCUCAGAGGAGUGCUGGCACAAGAAGGGAUGAAGCCCACAAAUCACUGCGGUGCCAAAGUGAUAAUUUCUCUCAAGGAACAGGUGGAGCGCCUCAGCUGCACACUGAAAGAAACACUAACUACAACAAUGCCAGUGCCAGUAGUGCCAUCACUGCACGAAACCCCAAAAUGUGGCGCGAACUUGCUUUUGUUGCAUGCUGUUAAAAUUCUUCUCAAGCCACAUGCUUUCCGCUGUGCGUUGUUUCUGAAGGAUGCAAAACUUAAGUGCAAGCCAUUUGAGGCUUUGGAACAACAGGAGGGCUUUCUGGAGCCUCUUACGGGGCGUCAGCGCAUCAUUGUGCUUUCCAGUGACUGUGUAAUUGCGCAGAUUAUUCGAUGCAUGGAGGGGAGACAAAACUUUAUUGCCAUUGAGAAGUGCAGCGCAACACACACUGUGCAGCUAGCAGAGGAAGAGCAUCAGAUGCGGAUGGGACUCGAAAGUCAAGAAGUACCACAACACUUUCGAGCGGUUGCUUCUUUGGGAGAAUAUGAUGCUUUGCCAGCAGCCACAAUCUUGGGUCCACCCUAUGGGGGGGUGUUGCGCCCUUCUGGAGAGUUGGCGAUGAUGCAGGUCAGCUCUAACUGCGGCAUAGAAUGA